Delphinapterus leucas (beluga whale) is the source of this 1030-nucleotide messenger RNA. The record is from RefSeq and is a predicted model, not a curated record. NCBI's taxonomy places the organism in Eukaryota, Metazoa, Chordata, Mammalia, Artiodactyla, Monodontidae.
GUAGCCACGGUUAUGGGGAGCGGAGGCGUGAUCCACUGUAGGUGUGCCAAGUGUUUCUGUUAUCCUACAAAGCGGAGAAUAAGAAGGAGACCCCGAAACCUAACGAUCUUGAGUCUCCCUGAAGAUGUGCUCUUUCAUAUCCUGAAAUGGCUUUCUGUUGGAGACAUCCUCGCUGUCCGAGCUGUGCACUCCCACCUGAAGUACCUGGUGGAUAACCAUGCCAGCGUGUGGGCAUGUGCCAGCUUCCAGGAGCUGUGGCCUUCUCCAAAGAACCUGAAGCUCUUUGAAAGGGCUGCCGAAAAAGGGAAUUUUGAAGCUGCUGUGAAGCUGGGCAUAGCCUACCUCUACAAUGAAGGCCUGUCUGUGUCUGAUGAGGCCCGGGCAGAAGUGAACGGGCUGAAGGCCUCUCGCUUCUUCAGUCUCACGGAGCGCCUGAAUGUGGGCGCCGCGCCCUUCAUCUGGCUCUUCAUCCGCCCACCUUGGUCGGUGUCCGGAAGCUGCUGCAAGGCCGUGGUUCACGAGAGCCUCAGGAUGGAGUGCCAGCUGCAGAAAACUCACAGAGCGUCCAUACUGCACUGCUUGGGGAGAGUGCUGAGUCUUUUUGAGGAUGAAGAGAAACAGAAGCAGGCCCGGGACCUGUUUGAAGAGUCUGCUAAUCAGGGGUGUUUGACCAGCUCGUACCUCCUCUGGGAAAGUGACAGAAAGAUGGAUAUGUCAGAUCCCGGACGAUGCCUCCACAGCUUCCGGAAACUCAGGGACUUUGCUGCCAAAGGCUGCUGGGAAGCACAGCUGUCUCUAGCCAAAGCCUGUGCACACGGAAACCAGCUCGGACUGGAAGCGAAAGCCUCCAACGAGAUAGUCUGCCAGCUGUUCCAGGCCUCCCACGCUGUCAGUAAGCAGAGGGUCUUCUCUGUGCAGAAGGGACUCAAUGACACAAUGAGGUGAGGGGUCCGAGGCAGAGCGACAGCCGUCUCCGCAUGACAGGGUCUGUCGGUUGUUUCAGCUGAGCCUCCUGUCACAGGGCCCCUGC